Molecule: messenger RNA, 1308 nt
Organism: Chelonoidis abingdonii (Abingdon island giant tortoise)
Lineage: Eukaryota; Metazoa; Chordata; Testudines; Testudinidae
Source: RefSeq, a predicted model, not a curated record
CCCCACAUCUCCUGUCUUCCCUCUCCUCAGACCGGUUCUCCUCUCCCGAGACACAUACAGCAGUUUCACUACCUGCUGUGGCCAGACCAUGGGGUCCCCAGCAACGCGGCCCGGCUCCUGCAGCUGGUGGAGAUGGUGAAUGACAGGGCGUCGGAGGCGCUUGCUGGCCCCGUGCUCGUGCACUGCAGUGCAGGGAUCGGCCGCACAGGCACCUUCAUCGCCCUGGACAUCCUCCUGAAGAUGGCGCGAGCUGAGGGCAGCGUGGAUGUUUUCCGCUGUGUGCAGAGGCUGCGGGAGCAGCGGGUCAGCAUGGUGCAGACGAAGGAGCAGUACAUCUUCCUCUACGAGGCGCUGCUGGAGGGGCUGUUGUGCGGGAACACCGGGGUCCUGGCGGACAGUGUCCCCACCCACAUCAGCCGCCUGCGCCAGCCUGAUGCCCAGUCGCAGAGCAACGGGUUCUCGCGGGAGUUCAAGGCCUUGCAGAAGUUUUCCGAACUCUUCCAGCUCUCCCCGUGCGAGGAGGCCCAGCAGCCCAGCAACCAGCCCAAGAACCGCAAGCCGACCAUCCUGCCAGCGGAUUGCAACCGCCCCAUCCUGAUGUCCUCGCUGAAGGCGGACGGCUCGCCUGGCUACAUCAACGCGGUGUUUGUGGGGACAUACGUGGAAGAAGACAACGUCAUUGUCACCCAGCUGCCACUCAGGGAGACGCUGGUGGAUUUCUGGGCCCUGCUCUGGGACUACACCUGCACCAUGCUGGUCAUGCUGAACCGCCUCGAGGAGCUGGACCAGACAUACCCGGCCUUCUGGCCUGCGCAUGGAGAGGCAUCUUACGGCCGUUUCCACGUCGAGCUGAUCUCGGAGGAGCCGGGAGCUGGCUUCACCAUCCGCACACUCGCUGUAACCAAUAGGCAACAGCCCAAGAAGCCUGCACGGGAGAUCAGGUUGUGGCAAGUAGACGACUGGCCCAUGCAGCAGCAGCUCCCCCCACACCCUGCCACCAUCAUCAGCCUGCUGGGGGAGGUGGAGCGGAGCCAGCGGACGAGCCAGGACAGCCAUGUUCUCGUCACUUGCUGCAGCGAUGCCGUCAAUCUUGGCAGCGUCCUGCAGGAUCUCCCGGAUGUGUCCUCGGAGCUGGUCCGGUGCCACGACACGAGCCGCGUCCCUCGGCGUGCCGAGGUGUUGGAUACGACCUGCCCCUCGGCCAAGCGGGAACGACGGGCUCGCCCCUGGAUCUGGAGCUCCGUCGCCAGCACUGAGUCUCUUUUGCUCAUCAGAUCGAUGUUGAGGGACGCGCACUUUUGGCAUUGA